Cylindrotheca closterium is the source of this 2547-nucleotide messenger RNA. The record is from the annotation of a GenBank genome assembly. Lineage: Eukaryota; Bacillariophyta; Bacillariophyceae; Bacillariales; Bacillariaceae.
AUGUCGGAAAUUGCGGUUGAACUGGAUGAUCUGGAUGGCACCCUAGUGCAUCUACAGUGGUUGGAACCGGAUGAAUCGGCAAAGACUUUGGGUAUCCUGAUGUCCCCCUGCUCAAACAGGAAAGCACAACUGGCGGUGAUGCAGGGGAAAGCAAAAGCAUGGGCGGAUCAGAUCCAACCUAGCUUCCUCCACCGCUACAAUGCCCUCCCUCUCCUUUGCACCACAAUCCAGAAGACUUUGGAGUACCCCAUGGCGCUCACCUUCUUCUCUCAACAGGAGUGGGACCAGCUCCUAUCCCCAGUGCUCAGGGCGGCACUUCCAAAGUCUGGUAUCUGCCGCAACUUUCCUUGUGCUAUGGUCUAUGCCCCUAUUGCACUCCAAGGAGUGGGUGUCCCUCAUCCGUACGGUCUCCAAGUCAUCAAGCACUUGGAUAUGCUACUUCGCCAUCCUGCCAAUAAGACUAAGACGGGCACCUUCUUGGAGGCUGUCCUUCAGGCACAUCAGCUUGAAACCGGUACCUCAUACGGCCUCUUCCAACAAGUCUAUGCCAACACCUCCAUCCUGGCGUCUGACACGUGGGCAAAGCGGACCUGGAGUGAACUCGACUCUCUCUCCAUCCACCUGGAGUUUGAUUCCCCUUCUCUUCAGCCCCUGCGCCAAGGAGACCAACUGCUAGUCGACCUGUUUGUCGACUCUUUGGUGGACCAACUUACUUUGAAAUGGCUCAACUGGUGUCGGAUCUUCCUGCACGCAGUCACUCUUUCUGAUAUUGUGAAUGCUGAAGGAACGGCGAUUACUCUGCAAGCAUGGAAAGGGCUAAGAGCGGACAGCUGUUCAGAUCGGUACCAAUGGCCCCGUACGGCUCGUCCGUCUAACCAAUGGUGGACUGCUUGGCAGCAAUGGAUUUCUACUCACCUGACCGGCCACUCCAACCAACGCCGUCUCAGUUCUCCGUUAGGCCCAUGGCAUUCUGUUGACUUAUCCUGGAAGUGGCAAUACUCCCCCUCUACCAAUACCCUGUUCCACCGUGAGGGUCAACUAUGGAUCCCUUCCGUUCCUCUUGCCUCCACCAGCCGUCAGCGCACCUUCCACUUGCCUCGUCGCUUCAACCCUGAUCUCCCACCUCUACCAGUGGACGCUGUCCGCGCCUCGGUCUCUGUCUUCCCUAGCCGUUCUCCAAUCCACAAGAGCCGGGUCCUCCUCCACUCUACGGGCCCUCACCAACCAGCCGAACCACCUGCCCCCCCAUCUUCCAUCCUUGACCUCUGGCAUCACUUUGGCAGCCUGGCUGAAUCAGGUUCUCAUGGCUGGGUUCCAGAGGUCAUUACCAUUGAAGGUAGUGAGGACCGCCUGGUUCAGGCCCUUCGCGCUGGUACCCCUUGUGCUGUGAGCGACAGCUCUUACAAAGCUAAAGUGGGCACAGCCUGCGCCCACAUUCUCACUGAGGACCGCAGGGAUAUCAUCUGGAUCACCUGCCAAACCCCUGGGAAAUUUGACGACCAGAGUUCCACGCGCAGCAAAUUGAUUGGCCUUAUGGCCUCUCUCCUGGUUUUGGACUGGCUGUCUCAGGUCGCCCACCUGAAACUCUUUGCCAGCCAACCAUUGUUUGAGAUGGCCUGCAACGGGCUCAUAGCUCUUGAUGAGUCCUUCUCUGAAGUCCACCUGUCAUCGUCUGGUGCCCAAUUUGAUCUGGCCUCAACCAUCCGGGCCUUGCUUCGCCACCUUCCCCUCCAAGUUCAUCGGCGCCAUGUUAAAGGCCACUGGACAAGCACCGACCUUUCUCCCAACUGGACUGGUGGGAGCAGCGCAAUGUGGAAGUGGGCUCCAAAGCACAAUCCUACCGCCGCCUGCUGGAGUCUACGGGCCGCUCGGCUGUCUCCAACCCCCGCUUCUUCCACAAACCUGUGUCUUUAUUCAUCGACGGUGUUAAGUCUUCCAAACUGGAUCAGGCUCACAUCAUGGAGCUGGUCUCUCUUUCUGCCCUUCAAGCAUAUUGGUCCUCCAAGGACCGCCUCUCCAAGCAGUCCAUCCGCGUGGGCAAAUUCUUGGCCAUUUGGAACCGUUCGGCGAAGAGCUCCUGCCCCAGAUGCUCCUCCUGCCCCAUGGAAGAUCAUCUCCAUGCCCCACGCUGUCCUGCUCCUACUGCAGCGGCAGAAUGGUCAAAACGCCAUUUGGCCCUCCGGACCUGGAUGCAGACCCAGCAGACUGCCCCAGCAGACUGCCCCAGAGAUUGAAGCCUUCCUCUUCAAAUACAUGAAGACAGUCCGUCAGCCUUCCUUUGGCGUUCCCACCGUCCGAGCCUGGUCCCGCCAUCCCCACCUCUUCCAAAGUGCCAUCUCUUCCCAUGCCACGCUUGGGGCCCAGGGCCUCAUUGAAGGCCUAGUGUCCCCUAAAUGGAGACACCUGCAGGCCCUUCACUUCUCCUACAUUGGCUCCAAGAAGUCCGCCAACCUUUGGGCCUCCCGCCUGAUCCAACAACUGAUCCGGAUUGGGCACUACAUGUGGAAAAACCGCAACCGGCUUGCCCACUCUGAAGACAGCUCCUAG